Messenger RNA from Durusdinium trenchii, 1289 nucleotides. Lineage: Eukaryota; Dinophyceae; Suessiales; Symbiodiniaceae. The record is from the annotation of a GenBank genome assembly.
UUGGGUUUGGGCCACCCCGCAACACACGCAUGCACUCAUUGAUUCAUGAAGGGCAGCGGCAAUGCUUUGAGGUACAGCGGAAGCAAUUUCCUGCGGCAGCGCUUGGUUUUGUCCACGAUUAGUGGACGACCAGUGGUGAUCUCCGACAUUCGUCCUAAGGAUGAAGAACCUGGUCUGAGAGAUUAUGAGGCUUCCUUUGUCAGACUUUUGGACAAACUGUGCGAUGGUUCUGACAUCAGUAUUGACGAGACAGGUACCACGCUGAAGUAUAGACCUGGUCAGAUCAUCGGAGGCAGCGGCUUGGUCCACACAUGCCCGCCGAGCAGGUGCUUGACCUACUUUCUGGAGGGCCUUUUGCUGCUCGCGCCACUGGCAAAGCAGCCACUAACAGUUCGAUUAAAAGGGGUGACCAACAGCGCGGAAGAUGUGUCCUGCGACACCUUCCGCACGGCCACGCUGCCUUUGCUGGCGAAGUUCGGCAUCGAGGAGCAGCUGAGUUUCAAGAUCUUGAAGCGUGGCGCACCUCCUCUGGGUGGUGGAGAGGUGAUCUUCAGCUGCCCCAUCGUCAAGGCCAUCCAGCCGAUUGAGUUGUUGAACGAGGGAAAGGUGAAACGUGUUCGCGGCGUAGCCUAUACCACGAAAGUGAGUCCACAGUUUGCCGCCCGGAUGGUGGACGCCGCGCGGGGUGUGCUCAACGACUUCCUCCCAGAUGUGUGGGUCUACACGGACCACUGCAAGGGCGAGGCUUGUGGCAAUUCGCCUGGCUAUGGUAUCUCCUUGGUCGCUGAGACCAUUGCCCGAAGUCUCAAGUCCGCGGAUGCGUGUGCCAGCAUCAGUGAAGAAGAGGAGAUGAGCCCAGAGUCGGUGGGCACCCAUGCAGCCCAGCGGCUCUUAGCAGAGAUUGACCUGGACGGUGUGGAUGAUUCCAACCCACCAGAGGAAAUGAGAGGUGGUCGACACCGCCCAUCAGUCCCUGGUGCUUUAUUUCCUGAGCCUCGGAGAGGAGACGAAGCCAUCUCGGCUGCGGCUCUCGCGUCUGAGCCCCUCUGCAGCACAGAUGCUACGACACAUCCGGGACUUCCUGGGCGUGGUCUUUCAGAUCCGAGAGGACCAUGGUGAUUCCGGUAGCGUGGUGCUGUCUUGCAUCGGUGCUGGAAUCACCAACACCGCGCGGCGCACCUUCUAACGUGUCGCGUGCAGGGCGACCUCAAAAGCACCUUGAGAAGCGAGAAAAGAUCUGCGAACGUGAGAGCAGAUCAGGGUAGCCGCGCAGCCUUCGAACUCUGAAC